Messenger RNA from Myripristis murdjan (pinecone soldierfish), 1832 nucleotides. RefSeq names its product serine/threonine-protein kinase/endoribonuclease ire-1-like. The record is from RefSeq and is a predicted model, not a curated record. The coding region runs from base 454 to 1584 and encodes 376 amino acids. Gene Ontology annotation, molecular function: ATP binding; protein serine/threonine kinase activity; RNA endonuclease activity. The transcript has 7 exons. Lineage: Eukaryota; Metazoa; Chordata; Actinopteri; Holocentriformes; Holocentridae. Gene Ontology annotation, cellular component: IRE1-TRAF2-ASK1 complex. Gene Ontology annotation, biological process: intrinsic apoptotic signaling pathway in response to endoplasmic reticulum stress; mRNA processing; protein phosphorylation.
CCAAAUCCCCAGUCGGAGACCGAAGUUACAGGGAAGUAAAACAACUAUUGACAAGAUAAGCAACCCCUCCAUCGUCUGCAUGCUUCACACCUGCCUUGCUUUUGCCUGGCUGACGAAAAAAAAGUCAGAACAGCAAGAGGAGCAAAAUGAUAAAGUUUGCCCUCCUACAAAUGAUCAAACAUCAGUUCCUGUUAUGGAAUCUGUCCAAAGUUCAAAUGUGAAGCCAUUCAACACCAACACCAAUGCAUCGCUGAAAUCACAGAAAUGGCUUCAAAUCAGCAAGAGAUGGAGAGAAAAAUUACAGAAGCUUGUUAACUCUGAUGAAAGUAAAGUAACCAGAGUUGGAAGCCUGAUGUAUGUGAAAGAUGAGGAAUUACGCAUAGCAAAGGGAUGUGAUGGGACAGAGGUCUUUUGGGGCUGAGAGAUGACGGUACUGAAGUUGCAGUCAAGAGAAUGUUAAAUUCAAACUAUCAGGUCCUGAAGAACGAAGAAAAUUUUUUACGGCUUCCAGUGCUCGAUCACCCGUCCAUUGUGCGUUACGUUGACUUUGCAGAGGAUGAGAACUUUGGAUACCUUAUUCUUCAGCUAUGUGAAUACUCCCUGGAAGAGUGGAUUACAAAUGAAGAAAACAUUCUUCCUGAAAAGAAGGGAGAACUUAUGCAUCAGGUUCUCUAUAGUUUAGGGGUGCUUCAUUGUCAGAAACCACAAAUUCUCCACCGGGAUCUCAAACCCCAGAAUGUCUUGAUUGAUGUCAGAGGGAGGGCAAGAUUAUCAGAUUUUGGCAUCAGCCGACAAUUGCCCAAAGGACAAACAACUUUACACACACGCAGUGCAGGAACCAGAUGCUGGAUGGCCAGAGAGACGUUGGAAGAAGAAGAUGCUAACAUACCCUACAAGUGCAGCACUGAUAUACAGGUGGCCGGGAUGUUGAUGUAUUACAUCCUCUCUGGAGGACACCACCCAUUUGGCAGACGCAUCAACUGUGAGAGCAACAUUUACAACGGGACGUACGAUCUGGAACAUGUUAAAGAUGUUGUUGCAAAGGAUCUCAUUGAGAGCAUGAUCAAUGCAGAACCAAAGAAGAGACCUACAGUGGAAGAGUGUUUGGCUCAUCCCUUCUUCUGGUCAAAUGAAAGGAGGGUACGCUACUUGAAAAAGAUUGGUAAUGAAGAGGAGAUUAGGUUGUAUAAACGAGCUUGCCAGAAGCUGCUUGAUGACCUGGACCAACAUGGUGGGGAUAGAUUCUCUGGGUGGAGAAAGAAGGUGCCAUCUGAGUUGGUAGAGAAGGUGGAAGGCAAGAAGAGGACAUACAAUGACGACAUCUUGGGAUUACUGCGCUUCAUACGCAACCUCCAUGAGCAUUAUGCUGAGGAUGCAGCCAGUAUUGAUCUGAUGUCGGUGUUUCCUGAUCUCUUUGGAUGGGUCUACAGUUUUGCCAAAAUCCACGACUGGAAUUCAAGGAUCACCUUAAAACCCUUUUUCAAAAGUGAAGACAAACCCUCUGCUGCUGUAGCAAAGUCAGCAAAUGUUGAAGGAAGUCUCACCGUCCCAGUUCAAGAGUCUGGACUUGAGACUGGAAAGUGAAAUGGAUCAGAAAUGCCAAUAGAGACAAAUCAUGAGUAAUUUUUAGGCAGUUCAAAUGUUGGAUUACAACAUUUGAUCUGGAGGCAGUUCCGCUGGCACCAGUCCACAAAGUCCUGUGUCAGUUCUCUGUACUCUCCGUCGUCCCCAUCUGUGAUGAGGCCGACAAUUGCAGAGUCAUCAGAGAACUUCUGCAGGUGACAGGUGGGUGUGUUGUAUGAGAAGUCUGCAGUAUAGACAAGUUUAUGAGC